GAAGAUCCAAUCUCGGUGAAUAGUUGGGUUUGUGACAUCUUGCCACAGAGGUAAUAGGCAGAUGCGCGGAAAUUAGGAAGUUUUUUUCGGUUUUUUUUUACGAUUUUGGAAAAUCGAUUUCCUCCCUAUUUAAUGGGAGCAGUUGGAAGCUUGAGAGGUAGUGGUGGAAGGUUGAUGUCCCGACGAUUGGCCAGGGACACUUCCUCCUCCCGACCAACCUGACAGCUCCGUGUAGUUUAUUGUUUUUUCUACCUGGAGCCUCAUUUAUUUAUCUCGCCCCUCAACUUGCGUCGCGCAGGGGGGCUAUAUCAGUCCUCCGCGCGAGACAGUCUGCUCGCUUCGUUUGUUGUUGUAGUCCCAAGAGGUACCAGAGAGACUUCCGAGCACGUCUGGAGUUGCUCCACAAAUCCAAGAGAAAUGAAAGCGCAGCGGUAGAGCACGAAGAGAAUUGAGAAAGGCUGAGAACGUUUCAGAGGAUUGUUUGUUUUGUUAAUUCGUCUUUCCUCUGAGCGAUUUUAAUCUGGAUUGGGAAGAAGCAGGAAGCAGGAAACUAGUGAUGGCAGGGCAAUCGUGGAUCCGGGGAAAGUUGUUAGGAGUAGGAAGCUUUGGAAGCGUGAACCUUGCGAUUGACAGAGAGGACGGUGAGGUGUUCGCGGUGAAAUCUGUACAAUUGAACGAGCGCGACGCUGGGUCAGAGGUUGCCUUGCGCGCGAUUGAAAAUGAGAUUGAAAUCCUGCAGAAAUUAGAUUCCAGGUUCGUUGUGAAAUACUUGGGAAACGACUGGACUGACGAGGGUGGUCAAUUGAUGCGCAAUAUUUUUCUGGAGUACAUGCCCGAAGGCUGCCUGACGGAUUUCGUGAAGCAGUUUGGCAGUUCGUUAGAUGAGCACUUGCUGAGGACAUACACCCGCAGCAUCGUAGAGGGCAUUGAUUACCUCCAUAGCCAGGGAAUUGUGCACUGCGACAUCAAGGGAAAGAACAUCUUGGUUGGCAACGGCAGCGUGAAGCUCACAGAUUUUGGAUCCGCCAAGAGGGUCGACAUGGAAGUCGAGGUCGCUGAGAACGACCUCGUGAACUGCUCGGCGAAGGUUAAUGGUACGCCGUUGUGGAUGGCGCCCGAGGUUGUACGCCAGGUUGAACAAGGACCCGCUUCUGACAUUUGGUCUCUGGGAUGCACCGUUGUGGAAUUAGCAAGCGGUAGAGCGCCAUGGGGCAACCUCGGGGGGAACCAUUUCGCCGCACUUUACCACAUUGGAUGCACUGACGAGCUGCCUUCGGUGCCAACCUCGCUCUCCGCUGUAGCGCACGACUUCUUGUCGCACUGCUUUCAGCGCGAUCCACGAAGGCGAUGGACGAGCGCCCAGCUGCUCAAACAUCCCUUCCUAACGACGCGGUUUGUGCCAGCUUCAGUGGCGGUAAAGGCCCCCUCGUCGCCAAUUAGCGUGACGCAAUUUCCCGACAGCGAUGACUCCGCGUCGUUUGUGAACUCGGUGCCUACGCUCGCAGCCGCGCCCUCGCUCAUCAAGCGUGGAUUGGUGAGCGCGCAGUCUCCCGUUGAGGAGAACUGGUGGAGCACCCCUGCGGGCAUCCCUGAUUCGGGGCCAUGGAUCGUGGUUCGAUCACCCAAGAGCUCCUCUUCUCCUCCCUCCUUCGCGUUGUCGAAUUGGAGGACCCCUGUGUCUGCAAUCACUCCCUCUGCUGAAGCUUCAAUCGAAGCACACGAGGACGAGGAUUUGGGCACCGCUUUCGAUGUUCUCCAAACUCUCUCGAGUCCAGUUUUGCACAUUUCAUCUUCAGUGGAAUCGGAGGCUGCUGCAUCCUCCGAUGCCGACGAGUACCCACACAUUCAAAUCAUCGCAAACGGCGAGAAUUUCUGUCAGUCCGCUCUUUCCGAUGCGGAUUCUUCAGUUGUGGGUACCUUAGAUUCAAAGGGAGCUAAUUCUCCUGUCAGUUUAUUAGAUUUGGAGAAUUUUGAGGUCUCCUCCACGAAGCACGCAGUUUUAAUCCCCGGCAAUAGUUUGAAUUUAGGGUUGGCUGCUCUAAUCGGCACCAUCAAUGAGUACUCUGAGGGGGUUUUCCAAUACUCAAAUGCGCAGAUUCUUCUUUACUGGUAUAUUAGAAAAGUGUGGCUCAGAUCUAAUAGAGAUAUAGGAAUCUGGCGACCUGUUCACAAUUUAGACCAUUGUAUAUUACAAUUACUUGUGCAAUACACAAUUCCUGCAUCAUUUACACCCAAUAGAAUAACUCGUGUCGAUUCCUUUCAUUUAUCUACAUCAGUUGAAUACGAUGUUGUGUGGUAAUUGUAUGUUCAUAUUUCGUUGCAUUGUCUGUGCAUGUGACAAUCGAUUAACAGCCUCCCGGUGCAUACUCUUCCUCUUUUUCUGCGUCUUCUACUUCUUCUUCUUCUUCUUCUUCUUCUUCUUCGUCAUCUGCUUCUUUCACUCUUUACCGACGUCGAAGAGGAAGACGAGCCAUGUCGAGAUUUCAACCAAGUCUGCUUUGCGUCGAUGUGUUUUCUACAUUGAUUGAAGACAAUCCCUGGUUAUGCACACAACAAUGGCUGUGGUGUGGCGUGAGGGGGGCUGCGUAUCACAGGUUUUGGGGACACGGACGAGCAGGGAACCGGAACAGCUCAGACCGUUCAAUACUAUGACACCAAUCAUGCUGUGGUUCCUUUUUUCUGGCAGUAUGUGUGCACAUCGUCCUAGUUCUUGUGAUGCCUCUUUAAGGGAACAGCUAUUGGGUGGUGUCAGAGCCCCAGGCCUGACACACACACACACACACCUACGCCUUGGUUGGAACUACUACAGUGCUCCACACAUCUGUUCUGUCAGAACCACCCCCUUAACGUUUCACCUUUGAACUUGCUCAUUGGCCUCUGUACCAGUUCCAACUCUGUUAGUUCACCUUUCCAACCAUCAGGUUACUUCCGUAUGAAAGCAACAAUGGCAGAGCCAGCAGUAUUCGUGUGCACCCGCUGCGUUUAUACUUCACCAAUUUGUACCUGCAGUUUAGGAUUAUUACUCAAGGGCCUGCAGUUUGUUUGUUUGUUUGUUUGUUUUUUUCCACAAUCCAUGCCGCUUAUCAGGACAUGCCCCAUCUUUAGUUUUUUACAUUUAUUAUUUUAUUCGCAAUAGUCCUUUUUCUUCUACAAAGAUUCAUUUAUGUUUGUUGUUGGUAUCAAAGUGCUGGAUGGAAUUUGGUGAAGGAUUCUGCGACACAAUGAGUAAAGGUGUCUGCAGAGGCUCUGCACCAUUGCAGAACCAAGUUGAUGAGUGUUGCAAGCAUUAGCCGAUUCCGAAAUGAUCACCAUCCAUCCACUUCUUCCAUAAAAAAGCUGAAGCUGGCUUUGCUGAUCAUCACCCAGUACCGGAAACGGCACGCGAGAGGUUGAACUUAUUUGCCUGGCUGCAGGGUGCAUGAUGCGAAUAUAUAAGUGAGGAGAGGGAGGGGAGCAUGGCAGGUCUGGAUGUCUUCCACCAGGGGAAUAUCUCUGUCGAUCAUCGAUCGGGUCCAAAGGCAAUAAUGCUGCAGCUGGGCAGUUUUUUCUCAUUGACACUGGAUUGAACGCCGAAGCUGCAAGCCUCGGAAAAACCAAAUGAUUGGUCGCCAAAGUUCACCAUGUGAGCUUUCGCAGAGGAGUGACCAAUUAUUCGGUUCCAUCCGAGAGGGGCCCUUUGUGUAGCUGUACUUAGUUUGACGGAGGUGAUAAUCUACUACGAUCUGGAGUGUGCUCCAGGUGUGGCGUAUGCAAGCUUCUCACUUCGUUGUGCACAGAGAGCUGGGAAACCUGUACGCGCACGCCAUGGCGAUUGCAGAGCCCAACUUUGGGAUCGACUUCGUACCUACUCGCCCGUCGCCUAACUCGCCUGCGACCUGCGCACUAGUGUCCCCUCUACAUGCCACGAAUGUACAUACAUGAGUAGGUGGGAAAGGUCACACAAGUUGGGAGGAGGAACCUGUUAAAGACAUUUAAUUCCACAAGCUACGACUCGACUUUUAUGGGUGCGUUCACUCGGCGUUGGUUGAUUCUUUUACAGCUGACCUGCUGAGGAUUGGACUCAUGCGAGUCCGAAAGUUGGCACAACUACUGCUCCGCUUGCAGAUGAGACCCGAAAUGGAGCAAGGGGACAAU
Physcomitrium patens is the source of this 4134-nucleotide messenger RNA. Its product is annotated as mitogen-activated protein kinase kinase kinase 20. Gene Ontology annotation, biological process: signal transduction; protein phosphorylation. The record is from RefSeq and is a predicted model, not a curated record. Gene Ontology annotation, molecular function: protein kinase activity; ATP binding. NCBI's taxonomy places the organism in Eukaryota, Viridiplantae, Streptophyta, Bryopsida, Funariales, Funariaceae.